Malassezia japonica is the source of this 1326-nucleotide messenger RNA. It is a transcript of the gene lag1, whose product is annotated as sphingosine N-acyltransferase. The coding region runs from base 1 to 1326 and encodes 441 amino acids. Gene Ontology annotation, cellular component: membrane. Gene Ontology annotation, biological process: ceramide biosynthetic process. Lineage: Eukaryota; Fungi; Basidiomycota; Malasseziomycetes; Malasseziales; Malasseziaceae. The record is from RefSeq and is a predicted model, not a curated record. The transcript has 3 exons. Gene Ontology annotation, molecular function: sphingosine N-acyltransferase activity.
AUGGCCAAAGGAGGGAAAAAGACGGCAAAGAAGGGCGCGGCCGCGAAGCGCUCCGCGCCGCCUGCUCAGGAAAAGCAGGCCACAAAGGAGGCUGCCCAGGGCCCUGUCACCCCCAAGAAUGACUUGUUUUGCAUGACGGCGAGCAGUUGGGGAACGGGCCUGUCCCUCCUUGCGUUGGGUACGGUCGCCUUUUUGUGCUGGGUGACGCAAUCGGAGCGCUGCAAUACGCUCUCCUACUGGGAGCCGGUGUGGGGCACCUUGGAGAAAUACGGGAUUGCCUCGCGCCCCACCGAUGUGGCCCUGGCGAAUGUCUGCACGACGAUCCACGAAGUCACGCGGAGCUGCCUCUUUCUUUCAGGCGGCGUGACCAGUACCCAGGGCAAGGUGCACAACAGUGUUUCGCAUGCGUGGGAGCGUCUCCAGUCGGUGUGGGGCGUAGAGACGACGUCGCAUGCCUCGGCCGUGCCCGAGGUGCUGUACGAGCGCGACCGGCGCGACGUUCUUUUUGCCGUGACGUGGGGUAUUGCGCUCCUCGCGCUGCGCGGCCUGCUGAUGCACCUCGUGCUGCUUCCUAGUGCGCGCCUCCUGGUGCAGCGUCCGCCGCCGCAGAAAAUGGCACAGAUCGGCCACCGCAAUAAAUACUACCGGAGCAUCGACCGGUUUGCCGAGCAGUUCUGGAUUGCGAUUCUGAACAGUGCCUCGCUUGUGCUGGUUUUGUCCUUCUGGGUGUGGAAGCCCGAGCAGCUGUGGAUCGGCUACCCCCACACGACGAUGGAUGCGUUGACCAAGGCCGUGUACCUCUGGGAGGCCUCCAACUACAUCCACCAGCUCUUUGUGCUCAACAUCGAGGCGCGUCGCUCCGACCAUGUGCAGAUGAUGGUGCACCAUAUUGUCACGCUAUUGCUGAUUGGUGGCUCCUACGUCUGUUGCUUCUCCCGUGUGGGACUCGUCAUUCUUUUGCUGAUGGACCCGAGCGACAUUUUGCUGGCGCUUGCGAAAAUGAUCAAGUACAUGGGCCUGCAAAAUCUCUGCGAUGCGAUGUUUGGCGCAUUCAUGCUCUCGUGGACCUUUACGCGGCACAUUGGCUACAUGAUUGUCAUGUGGUCGUGCAUCUACGACGCGCCGCGGCUCAUCCCAUAUCAGUCGCCGGCGGACCUGCGUACGGGCCACGUCUUUACGUACCCCACGUACGUGGUGUUUAUUGCGCUGCUAGCCAUCCUGCAAGUCAUCCUCCUGAUCUGGUUCAGCAUGAUCCUCAAAGUCCUCUACCGCGUGCUGACCAAUGCCGGCGCCAUCGAUUCACGCAGUGACGAAGACUCGGAUUAA